Cryphonectria parasitica EP155 is the source of this 3287-nucleotide messenger RNA. RefSeq lists its product as uncharacterized. Gene Ontology annotation, biological process: regulation of DNA-templated transcription. The record is from RefSeq and is a predicted model, not a curated record. Bases 203 to 2938 code for a protein of 911 amino acids. The transcript is spliced from 4 exons. NCBI's taxonomy places the organism in Eukaryota, Fungi, Ascomycota, Sordariomycetes, Diaporthales, Cryphonectriaceae. Gene Ontology annotation, molecular function: DNA binding.
UUCACGUCAAGGUCCAUCGACAACGCGUCGCAAGGGAAGGUCUGAAGCUGUGGAUGGCGCCAGACUCGACCAACCACCCAAACACCUUCCUUUUCCAAGUUAUUUGAGAUCUCUGCCUGUCGCGACUUGUCCCUGCUUCUUAAUCAGUGAUUCGAAGCUGCAAGACCCUUUGCGCCAGUCUGUCGCAGACCAGGCGACAACCAUGGCGCCUUCAAAGCCAGUCGCACCGGCCAUGGAGCACACCAUUGAUCGCACUCCCGAGUACGAGGAAUUCAUCAACAAACUCAGGGAUUUCCAUACAGACCGAGGCACCAAGUUUGACCCUGAGCCCAAGGUUGGCAAUGGCCACAUCGAUCUCUUGAAGGUUUUCAAUCAUGUUGUCGAGUGGGGAGGCUAUGACAGGAUCACGGAGGAAAAGCUGCUGUGGCGCAAGGUGUCUCAAGAGCUCGGCAUCUUCUCACACAAUGAGGCAGCUGUCGCCUUCAAUCUGAAGUCUGCCUACUAUAAGAAUUUGGCUGCCUACGAGAUCAGAACUGUUCACAACAAGACCCCCCCUCCUCCUGAGAUCCUCGAGGAAGUUUCGGCCAAGGGCGGUAAUCUUCUGACCAGGACCCUCGAAAACUACCGACCCCGCGAUCGUUCCACUGCGCAGAACUCCCCACAGCCCUCGGGUGACGAUGGCACACCUGCUCGAGACAGCAAACAGGAAGACACACCCAGCUCAGGGAGGGCCGCCCGUGGGCUGAGGCAGGCUCCGCCCCAGAGAGUCAUCUUCCAGCCAGACACUGGCCCAACCCGUCCGUCGCGUCACGCUUCAGCGCAGCACGCAUCGAAUACUUCGGCCGCAAAUUCAGCCAGCGCGCAGACUUCUAACCCCAACUCCCACGCCAACGCCUCCGCUCCCAGCCAGGCACUGCCGGCGCACAUCGCCCGUGGCGGCGCGUCUGCAAGCUUCGUUCCCCAGAAUUACGAAUUGCAUUCCUCGACGAUCACGAACUUCCAACCUCCAUCCAUUCAACCCCUGGCCCUCCGGCCUGUUGAAACGCCAGGCAACGCACCCGCCAAGUUUCUGAGACGAUACCCGAUGGCCGCUCCCCCUGUGGCGCGCCAAGCUCCAAUACCCAGUAUACACCAUCUUAUGAAGAUAUCAUACGAGCGAGGUGACAGAUACAAGUUCGAAGGUUUCCCAGGUCUGGCCGAAGGUCUCGUGGACGUGGCACUAAAGGUGGGGGAGCUCUUCUACGACAUCAAAUGGGUCGUGUCCUAUGAUCCAGAGGCGGACGGGGAUGACAUCACGGAGCUGGAUGGCAUCAACGGCACUCAGGACAUCCUUGAGCGCAUCGCGCAACUGGUGCCCAGAUCUUCUUCACACGAUCAAAUUCACCCCGCUGGCUUUGCAGAUAAGAUAGUCAUCGUGACAGAGGCUGCCAUGGCCAUUCGCAACAUGGUCAUGCUGCCCGAGAACUCGCGUCACAUGGCCGAUUUCCCACCCCUGAGGGACCUGCUGUGUAUCAUCCUCCACCUACCGCCCAGCGAGACAAGUGUGGAGCUGAAGCACAUCGCACUCGAUAUUGCAGAACAAUUGACGCCGGAGCUGAUCCUCGAGGCUGAUGAUCCUCUCUAUCGGACGUUGCUGGCCGAACUCAAGUCAGCCGACCGUGGCUGCAUUUUGACGUCGCUCCGCGCUCUCGCGCGGAUUUCCAUGAACUCGUCCGAGACGAAUAAGCUGAGUUCCAUCCCUCUGGACAUCCUGGAACUCAUCAUCGACUGGCUGAUGCUCGACGACGACGAGCUUCUCGACGCAUGCUUGGACUUCCUCUACCAGUACACAGCUGUUGUAUCCAACCUGGAGAAUCUUCUCAGUUUUCGGUUCGCCAAGCCUGAGAAGCCCGAAAGCCUUGUCAAGCAUCUGGCUCGUCUCCUGUCGCACGGCGCAAAGCAAGUGGUCUACACGCAGACGCUUGAACCCGAGAUCAAAAUCCCCUGCAGCGAGGACGUCGUACCUCUGCCCCAAGACCUGCAGGAGCGUCUGUUGGCCAUGGAGGAGCCCGAGAGAUGUUACAUGUGGCUGCGAUGUCUGUUUGAGGAAGACGCCGAGGCCUCUAUCACUCAGAUUGCAAUCUGGACGGCCUACCAGUCAUCCUUUAGCAGCAGGUUGUCUCAGAUGGGCAAGUCCAUGAUCUCUCCAGCAGACUUCAUCAGGAAUGUGAAUCAUGUGUGGGCGACAGCUGGGGCACAAAUUAUUCGCGGGCCGAAGGGGGAGAACCAGAAGUUCAUCAUCAAGGGGAUACGGGCUCGAUCCCGCCCUGUCGAUCCGGAGAACGAGGGCAGGGAGUAUUUCCGCUGCCUGUGGACCCUGCCUGGUCCAAAGUACCAAAAGUGCAACCAAUUUUUUGCGAAUGCAGAGAGGAUGUUUGAGCACAUAAUGCCUGCUCACCUUGGCGAGACAUCCGAUGACAAUGGUCACUAUGCCAAUAAGGAUGUCGAGAAUCGAUGUUUCUGGGCGGGAUGCAACAAAUUUGCUACGCCGACAACAAUGUCUCUCAAGACCUUUGCGAAACACGUCAAGACGCAUCUGGCUGCGAACUCUGCUAAGCGAUUGAAGCGCACCCAUACUGUGCCGGCAAAGGUCUUCUCCCUCACCUUCGAAGAGACGCUGACCACCCGAGACGAGCGGAAUCCUAAUGUCAUCCAGCCAGCCGGAAUUCCUCUCAGCGCCGUGCUGAUCCUUCGCAACAUCGCCCGCAAUGUCGUCAAGACAGAGGCGCAGGAUGAAAUCCUCAAGGAACAGGAGAAACAGGGCCUGGACGAGAAAGCGAGAGGUUGGAAUGAGAGGCUUUUCCGAUGCGUGCUACCGCGGCUGCAUGAGGUCAUGACGACCAAUCGCGUGAUGGCACCUAACAUCUGUAGUCUAUUGGAGCUGAUUCAGGAGCAGUAAGAGAGCCAUUGUGACAAUCGCAAGAAUUCACAGGAGGCGGAGCUUCUUUGUAUGAUUCGGACGGGGGACGACUGAUUUUGGUGAUUGUGAUAAAAGAAAAAGUUUCUUUUCUAUUUCAGGUCAUGGACGGGUUGAGACCGAGCUUUUUUGUCUUCAUGGGUGCUAUGGUCAUGGUAAUACCCUCAUGAAGGCGGCGUUGAUGGAUGGGCGCGCAACGGCGUAGGGUUUUCGGAGACGGUGGGACCAGGCAUAAGGCCAGUCAUGCUGUUGACUACUGGCAUUGGUUCAGUAGCUGUUGCCCUAGUACCUUAGAUAGAUACCUGCUAGGGAAACAAAUGUAUCAUCAACU